Papaver somniferum (opium poppy) is the source of this 3029-nucleotide messenger RNA. Its product is annotated as nuclear-pore anchor-like. The record is from RefSeq and is a predicted model, not a curated record. The coding region runs from base 256 to 2730 and encodes 824 amino acids. NCBI's taxonomy places the organism in Eukaryota, Viridiplantae, Streptophyta, Magnoliopsida, Ranunculales, Papaveraceae. The transcript has 4 exons.
CUUACUGAUCAAAAUUAAAGGUAAAGGUGUUCGGGAGAAUUUUUUAUCUUUUACCUCGUUAUGAUUUACCUCAUUAUAAUUAGCGCAGUAGAAUUUUUCUUACAGCUUGUAAAGAAACAUGUCUAAAAACCCUGGUAGACGUUUUGAAAGCCCAUUUCCCCACUUGGAGGAAGCUUCAUAAAGUUUUUCCCCAAUUCUGUAUUCGAGAUUUCUAGGGCAUUAUAUUUCUUUCUGUGCGAUAAAGAGAACUCAGAAAUGGCGGCCGCUGGUGAUGAAAAGCUUUGCAGAUUCAAAAGAAACAAAUGCAAGAAGGUGAGGUGUGAUAACGAUCUACAAUUUUGUCAAAAACAUUACAAUCUUCACAUCAAUUUCUUCAGAAACAACCCUUCAAUUAUAAAGAAGCGUUAUCAUCAUCUUUAUGAGUCUGAAACUCUAGAUCUAACCAAAAACAACAAGGAGGAGGAGGAAAUGAAGAAUCAGCAGCGGAGUUCAAUCCUACCUCCAGAUGAACAACGUUGUUGUAUGAAUGAUGGAGUAGAAUGGAGAUGCAAGAAUUUCAGAAUGAUAAAGAGUUUUGGCGCAGACGAUAAUUAUAAAUAUUGUGAAAAACAUUUCAAUAUGAGGCAGCAGCGUAAGAAGAAGAGAAGUAGAGAUGAUGCUGAUGAAUUUGAUGAUUGUAACAGUGAUAUAGAAACUAGGGAUUCAAAAUGCUUGAAACUCCGGAGGAAGCAGGAAGAUGACCUGACAGGAGGAAUUCAACCAUCUGCUAAUCAUACCAGCUCUGAUAGAAUUGUAGGCGGUGGCUCUGCCAAAAUUGGGGCAAAGACGAAGAAAGUCGAAAGAACGGAAAGGUCUGGAGAACUAAAAUCAUCAUCAGGAAUUAGUGAACCUGUUGUUGAAACUAGGGAUUCAAAAUGCUUGAAACGGACGAAAAAGCAGCAGCUAACGGAGGAAGAUGACAGGACAGGCGGAAUUCAAUCACCUACUAAUCAUACCAGCUCUGAUGGAAUUGUAGGUGGUGGUUCUACCAAUAUUGGGACAACGAGGAAAGAAGUCGAGACGACGUCUGGAGAACUAACUUCAUUGACAGGAAUUAGGGAACCUGUAAUUGAAAUGGAGAGUCUGGAGCAUUAUAAAACUAAGUGUAUUGAAUUGUCUGUGGAGCUUCAGAAGAAUAAAGUAGAGAUUGAAAAGAUGAAACUGGAGCUUGAGAAGAAGAAUUUGGAGCUCGACAAGAAGAAUGUGGAGUGCACUGAACUCCAGGGUAACUAUGAGAAGAAGGAAUUGGAGCUUGAGAAGAACAAAGUGGAGCUUGAGAAGCAGAAAGAAGAGCUUGAGAAGCAGAAAGUGGAGGUUGAGAAGAAGAAUGUGGAGUGCACUAUACUCCAGGGUAAGUAUGCGGAGUUAGAAAUUAGAAAAACUGCUGCUAAAGAUGAGGAUGCUGUUAAAUAUUGGAAGAGCAAGUGUUCUGAUUUGGAGAGUCUAGUCCAGAGGAUGGAAAUCGAAAAUUCAACAUUGAGAUGUGAAGCGUCUCGUCUUUCCAAUUUGGAGAGCCUAGUCCCGAGGAAUGGAAAUGAAAGUUCAAUAUUUGGAUGUGAAGAGUUGUGUAAUUCUGAAAAGAUUGAAGCCGAAGCACGGGGUUUGCAGAAUGAAAUUACUCAAAGUGGUGAAAGCUGUGGAGGGAUGGAGGAUUCUCAUGUGUGUGGGUUUAAAACCAAAGAGAAUGUGCUGAAUGCGUAUGAUGUUGGCGUCAAUAAACGUCAUGAUUCAUUGUCUGAAUUUCCCAUAUACUCUGCUAUGAACAUUUCUUCUGGAAGUCUGCAUUUACCAAGUGGGGGUGAGAACGUUGAAGAAAGGAAGGGUUGGGGCAGUUCGGAAGAGAGACCAUCUCAACAUGGAUCAUCAUCUCAAGUUCAUUUGGAUAUAAGUAAGGAGCCUUUUGCUAACUCGGUUUCAGACGACGGUGGUGAAAGUCUUGGCAGUUCUGAAGAGAGACCAUCUCAACAUGGAUCAUCAUCUCAAGAUCAUUUGGAUAUAAGUAAGGAGCCUUUUGCUAACUCGGUUUCAGAUGACGGUGGUGAAAGUCUUGGCAAUUCUGAAGAUUCUGAUGGUUCCGUUGAUUCAAAAAAUUCUCAUCGUGACCUUAUGGACAUGUUGGCGAUGAAAUAUAGGAACGUGAAUGACGAGAAAGGAAUGAAAUGGAAAUCUGAGCCUGAAUUGCUUUCUUCGUUUGAAGAGGAUCCUGAGCUCUGUGUGAAAGCUGUGUGUGCUCUCUAUCGACAGGAAAUAUCAGAAGACGAAAUAUCACCCAAGGGGUUGUACAUUCACAGUGACACACUCAGCGGGAGUAAGCAAUUUUCUUGCGCGUGGCUGCACGUGCAAAGGGCAGGAAAGCCAGCCUGGAAAAUGGCUAAAGUUAUUCAGAACUACAAACUGGAAUUGAGAAGAACCAACAGUAUCAUCUUUUCUUGGUUUUUCGUUUUCAUACACUAUUGGCAUAGAUUGAUAUUUUCUCUCAACAGGUGUACUACUUUGGCCAAGUUUCUGAUGGAUGAGGACUGUAAAGGUGACCUCAAGAAGUCUGUGACAGAGUUGGAGACAUUAGAUUCUAAAGCGGUUGAUGACUGCAAGAAGCUGGCUAGGAGAUACUCGAUGCAUUUAUUCGACAUCUACCGAAACAGAAGAGAUCCGUUUUUCCGUCCAGCUACAACUGCCAGCCAUGGAGAUUAAACUUCUAAGUGAUAGACUGUUGUAUAAGUGUAAGUGGCCUUCACUUGCAUAUCCUUUUUACCUCCUCUAAUUUUGUACACAUAUGAAAUGGAAAACUGGUUAAUAUACUAGAUGGUUGUAUUGACUUUCUAAAUAUGUAUUGAGUCUCCAAUGUGAUAUUAUGGCUGUCACACUUCAGGUUGUUUUAGUAUCUACAUGGAGAAAAAACAAUCCUUGUUUAGCCCAGGGAACUGAUAAUGUUAUGCGUAAAAUCUUAUGGCUGAAAUUAAAACUAGAUUACCCCCAAUUAUUUUUUUGGA